This is a messenger RNA of Nicotiana attenuata, 657 nucleotides long. RefSeq lists its product as uncharacterized. The record is from RefSeq and is a predicted model, not a curated record. NCBI's taxonomy places the organism in Eukaryota, Viridiplantae, Streptophyta, Magnoliopsida, Solanales, Solanaceae. The transcript has 2 exons. The coding region runs from base 1 to 657 and encodes 218 amino acids.
AUGGAAUGUGUGACAAUUGUUAACUAUACUAUACUCAUCAAUGGGGAAACAACUAAGCCAUUUGAUGCAGCUAGAGGGCUGAGGCAAGGGGAUCCAAUAUUCCCUUUUUUGUUUGCUACAGCAAUGAAGUACUUGAGCAGGAAUUUGAAGACUUUGAAGCAGGAAAAGGGAUUCCAUUAUCAUCCCAUGUGCUCAAGGCUGUAUUUAACUCAUUUGAGUUUUGCGGAUGAUCUCCUACUAUUUGUAAGAGGAGAUGCUGCAUCUGUAGCAUUACUACAUAACAGCUUCAACAUUUUCUCAGCAGCAACAGUGGCUAGGAUAUCCUCUUGGACAGCAAAGAAGCUAUCAUAUGCAGGCAGAAUCCAAUUGGUUCAACAUGUAAUCUUUGGUAUUCAAGCUUAUUGGGCGCAAAUCUUCAUCAUACCAGCAAAAGUUGUCAAAGCAAUUGAUGCCUACUUUAGAAGCUACGUGUGGUCGGGGGAGAAUAUAAUCACUAAAAAAUCUUUAGUGGCAUGGGACAGGAUGUGUGCACCUAGAGCAACAGGGGGACUUAACUUGAUCAACUUGGCACUAUGGAAUAAGGCUGCAAUCACAAAAACAUGCUGGGAAUUGGCAAACAAGAAAGAUAAGCUUUGGAUCAAAUGGAUCCAUAGCUAA